Messenger RNA from Ctenopharyngodon idella (grass carp), 3659 nucleotides. It is a transcript of the gene taf1c, whose product is annotated as TATA-box binding protein associated factor, RNA polymerase I subunit C. Gene Ontology annotation, molecular function: RNA polymerase I core promoter sequence-specific DNA binding. Bases 297 to 3179 code for a protein of 960 amino acids. The record is from RefSeq and is a predicted model, not a curated record. Gene Ontology annotation, biological process: transcription by RNA polymerase I. Lineage: Eukaryota; Metazoa; Chordata; Actinopteri; Cypriniformes; Xenocyprididae. The transcript is spliced from 16 exons. Gene Ontology annotation, cellular component: fibrillar center.
CAGUCUGGCUUCCCGUGAAUCAGCUGAGGCAUGUGACGUGAGCAGCUAGACACGUUUUGUUUAGCUUCCACGCGGUUGUUUGCUAUCCACGUUUUUCUUCAACGCGUGCUAUACAGUGUAACAUUUGUCUUCAUGAAAACGACUUUUUCGACAUAUUACGAUCUUAAAACGACAUUGUAAGUGGAGACAAUUAUGGGACCCUUCAGAGCACGUGUGGACUCCUGGCGUACUCACGACAACAUGCCCGGGCUUGUCUGAUCUUCUGGGCCGGUUGACAGGACUACCGCGCGACCAUCAUGGACAACAAAUUUCCUCAUCAACUUUUUCCUCAUUUGUAUUUUGAUGGACCGCCUGACGUACAGUCGAAGCACAAUUAUGGAGGCUGGGGUUCAUACGAGCGCGUGCUUGCUGUUGGUGCUGGGCAGUGUGAUGCUGAAAAAUCAUUGGCUCAUCCUGAGUUUCAAUCCCAGCACACAGUGAGCGGUGAGAAAUGGGUGCCGGUCAGACCAGCGGUUACCCCUUUAAUGCCAGCAUUUGAAGAUGCCAUAGUCACAUCUGUUGAUCUACCAGAUCCAAUGGAUUUUCCAGAGCAUAUGAGUUAUUUCUACAAGCAUUACUGUAUGGACGCAUUCGCCACGAUGGGACAUUUGCUCUACGAUAACGUCUCUUUCAGAAAUAAACCGGGUGUUAUGUCAAUGAAUUGGUCUAGAAACUUUAUAGAAGGCUUGAGUUAUAAGAGGUGCGAGUAUGGACAUUACUUCAAGAAUAUCCGUCGUUUGCACUAUCUUCUCAGCGAUAUUGUGAGCGAUGUUCCUCCAUCUCUCCUUUCCUCGCUCCUCUUUGAAGAGCUGAGUUCUCAGAGGGUGCAGAAGGAGUUCAGUUCAAAUUCCACAGGGGGCGCUCUAGGAUAUGUGCCCUUAUAUGAGAACAAGGGUGACAGUGGCGGCUGUCUAAUCUAUCCCGGUGGAGUCGGGAUGGACAAACUCUUUUUCCACAAGGUGGUGCAAAAGUAUAAUGAUGACAAGCCUCCUAGUUUUGUCAUGCAAUCCAAACCUUUUGAGUUUCCUUUGAAUGGAACUAUCAGACAGCUCAGUGUGGGCAAUAUGGAGAAUCUAGGUAAUGUGGCUGUGCGGUCAGAUUAUUUCUGUUCCGUGUGGGUCCUAGGAAUUCAAAGGAGGCCACAGUUAGUGGACGUCAUCCAGGCAAAAGAUCGCUUCACCUGCGUCACCGUCAGUCCACACCUCCCAAAUGAGCUUUUGGUGGUCAAUGAGUGGGGAGCAGCAUAUCUUUGGGAUGCAUAUAAAGGAUUGCAGAAGUUCCGUGAAGAGCAUUCCAACCUGUACUUCAAUGCUAAAUCGCCAUGGCGAUGGUGCGAGUUCUCCUGUCACCCGAGAGUGAUGAUCUAUGCUGACAGAACAGGGGCGGAGCUUACAGACAUAAGGAGUGAUAAUUGCUCUUACACAUUGUUCCGGAUUGGAAAGACGCCAGGUUGUAUGUCGGGAGAGCGAGUGAUACUAGCCAAGUACCUGGGAAAAAACAACGUCAACCACCACCUCAUUAAUACCCAGUUUUCCACUUACCUCAUGGAUGAGCGUGUUCCCAGUGUUCCCAUGCUGAAAUGGAACCAUAUGAUGGACUCGCCACCGGUAUUUGCCUGCGGUUUGCCAGCACAGACCCCAAGCCAAACCAGCAAAUUGCUGCUUGGUACUCACAGGUCACAGGAAACCAUGCUACUGCAGUACAAGGGUGGGAGGGAGCAAGCCUGUCAGACUCAGGGACCCAUUCAGAGGCUUUUUAGUCCCAAAGAGAGUCUGAGCCACCUAGACCUUCAGCUACCCCACAAGAAACACCUCGCUGAGAAGAGGCUGAGCGUAGCUAUUGCAGGUUUUACUGCUGUACAGAAUAAGGACUACCUGUCCGUUUUCCAGCUCACAGAUACUGGAGAUGUCUUUUUCCAAACGUUGAAACUACACAAAGAUCAGACCACGACCAAUGAGGACAUCCCAGAACAAGCUGUCAGUGUGGAACAUACCACACAUUUGGAUACCAAUAAAGAUAUCAGCAAAGACCCGUUAAGCAAUUCUAUUGGGAAUAACCCAACUUGCUCUACCAGACCAAGCACCCCAAGGAAGGAUCCUGACCUCCAGGUUGCCUGGAACAAAUGGUUCAAACCCAUUUUUAAAAAGGCUUCAGGAAAAAAACAACACUCUUAUUUUCGACAGAUAAGAACCGAUGAUAUAAAGGGCUUAAAAGGCAAAAUGCAGUAUAACCUCAGUGAAGAUCGCUCGGCGAGACUGAGGAGAGACCUUCAAGAGGUCAUGAGGAAGAAAGAGUCGCUCUCGCAUGGGGUUACGUACCUGCCUCACCUGGACGUGACACCAGUUCCCGAUCCUGUAGACACCAACAAUUGGGGCGACGAUCUGAGCCAGCGCUUGGCUGCGGCAUGGGAGGGCAAUUGGAAUCAAUGGUGGGAGGAGAAGCUGGGAUUGAACCGAGAAAAGAAAAUUGCGGCUCUCCGUAGAAAACGUCAGAGAGCGAAGCUGGCCCGAGCUCGGCGUCGCGUGUCGCUUUCUGGAAGCUUCAUCUCAUCUCUAAGUUACCAAGAAAGUGUCUUGGGUUGGUCAUCGGCGGGGAGCCAGUUUCAGAGUUCUGAUGAUGAGACUUUGCAAAAAUCUCAAGACAUGGACAUUGAGGAAUGGAGGUCCAGACCUGAGAUACAAAGAAAGAGCCCUGUCAUACUGAGACGGUUUUUAAAUGAUCAGUUGACUGCGGAAGGACCUAUCAGAUCUCCUCCACAAUCUCCUCAGAGAAGGCGUGAUGAAGACCUUUUGACAUCUUUGUCAAAAUCUCCGCCUUCCUUUCAGGUUGAACGACCAAUCUCUGGCACCACUAGUGUUGCAACAGGGGUGGAUUCGGGGCCUCGUUCAGCAUCACCCACCUUGACACGGAUGCCAACUAGCCAAUUGAAACGGCGCAAGGAGUCUUUCCUUAAUUCUAUUCCCACUUCCCAGACAUUUGCUCAGAACUCCGCACCAGAUGAUGAAAUUUCUUUGUCUCAUGUUCACCUUUCUACACCAACUCCAUCAUGCAGGAUCUCCUUGUCUUCCCAGAGACUUUCCCAAUUCAAAAGCUCCUCACAGGUCUCCAAGACAAAAAAGAAGUCUAGAAUGGGCUUCUAAAUAUCUGGCUUCGAUCAAGGAAUGCUGCAAGGUGAUCUGUUUACCUCUCGCUCUCGUCCCACGCGCCCUCUGGAAUAGUGGGUAGCUCUGGGAUGCUGCGGUAGCUGCUGUGCAAGUUCUGCGCCGUCCUCCGCGAGACGAUCCACACCAGUUUCUUGUGGUCGGGUUUGGCACAUUCUGGAGAGGAGUACUCCCUCAUACACUGGUCUACGAGGCCACGCCAGCACGCCAGGUCAGCCUUCGAGAUCUGAGUAGGGCAACAGACACUGCUGCAUUAGACACCAGCUUACAUAAGGACAGGGCACAGAGCCAGCGUAAUUUCAGAUGGGACCGACAUGUGUAAACCGAUAGUCUGCUGGCUACCAGGACACUUUAAGUGCUUUGGAUUUUUCCUACACCAAUGGAUGUUUAAGUACUGUUUAAAACUAAAGGGAUAUUUAUGAUCAAUUAAAUGUGUUUGAUUAAACUAGUUCUACUUUA